AGAAGUUCUCCCUGAAGUUCACGGCUUGGUUUCCAGAGUGUGUCCACCAGGGGGCACAGCCCGAGGGAGGCUCAAUCCGAACCAUCCACUCCGCUUCUGCUCGUACCAUGAGCUGAAUCUGUCCGGGACAGACCAGGGAAGAUGGCGGCCACUGACCAUUCCCGGUCCGAAGCUGCCAAACAGCGACGGCAGGAUCAGCUGCAGCGAUGGCUGGGCUCGGAGACGGACCAGACGGGCUCGGAGGCCCGGGAUACUUUGGGCGGCUCAGGGGCGCGGCGAGCGAAAGUCCGGUUCGCCCAGGGAGCCGUGUUUAUGGCCGCCUGCUCAGCCGGAGACCGGGAGGAGGUGGCAGCGCUGCUCCGGCAGGGAGCUGACAUUAACCACGCCAACAUAGACGGGCUGACAGCGCUGCAUCAGGCCUGCAUCGAUGAAAAUGCUGAGAUGGUGCAGUUUCUAGUGGAGAGCGGGAGUGAUGUCAACAGAGGGGACAACGAGGGCUGGACUCCUUUACAUGCUGCAGCUUCCUGCGGUUUCAUCCAGAUUGCUAAGUACCUGAUAGAGCACGGCGCUCAUGUAGGGGCAGUUAACAGUGAAGGAGAGCUUCCUCUGGACGUGGCCACAGAAGAUGCCAUGGAGAGACUUCUCAAAGGGGAAAUCAAAAAACAAGGAAUAGAUGUGGACAAGGCCAGAAAGGAGGAGGAGAGGAUCAUGCUCCAGGACGCUGAGGCAGUGCUGGCAGGAGGUGGCACACUCACACCUCACCCGAACACCAAGGCAACCGCUCUGCACGUUGCUGCUGCCAAAGGCUACAUAGAAGUUCUGAAGGUGCUGCUGCAGUGUGUAGUAGAUGUGGACAGCACAGACACAGAUGGGUGGACGCCCCUGCAUGCGGCAGCUCACUGGGGACAGGAGGAGGUGUGCAGCCUUCUUGCUGACAACAUGUGUGACAUGGGUGCUGUUAACAAUGUGGGCCAAACCCCUCUAGAUGUUGCAGACGAGAACCUGGUGGACUCUCUGGAGGAGCUGCAGAAGAAACAGAAUGCUUUACGCAGCGAGAAAGAGAAACAGACUCCUGUUAUUGAGACCAGCCCGCAGAUAUCCAUGGUACCAGUUCGCCCACGCAGGACUUCUAUCUCUCGUAUGAGCAGUAAGGAGAAGAUCUGCCUCCAUGAGCGAGAGAAGCACCCACCUCCCGCCCUGCCGAGCAGCCCAGCUGAAGAAGAGGAGGAGGAAGGCCAGGCGGGACAGACACAGAACCAGGGGAAGGCCUCCAGCAGCUCCAGCUCAGAGGAGGAGAGCGAAUCAGAGAGCGACGCAGAGUCUGAAAAGGCAAAAAACAGAGAGAUCAUAAACAACUUGAACAACAAACGCAACACAAGCAGCCUGCUUUCUACCUCCAUGUCAACAAGUACUCCUGCCAGCCAAGUGAAAAAGCAGGACCAGAGCAAGCCUCCAGCCACAGAAGCCCCCGCUCCGGGCUCCUGGAGAACUUCUCUGAGGAAAGCAGGCAGCUCAGUGACUCUAGGCUCAGCUGGUCUGUCCGAUUCUACCCAAGACACCAGCAGACCUGCAGAAUCGGUCCUGGGCAUGACCCGCUCUGCCUCCAGUCCCCGCCUCAGCUCUGAAACCGACACUAAGGAGCCCAGGCUCGCUCGGGUGCCACCCAUCCCGACACGGAGGCUCUUCAGUAUACCAGACAGCAGCCCUGACAACUCUAACAGCUGGCUGAGCCGUAGCUCCUCUUACACCCGGCGCCUCCAUAGUCAAUCAGGGAAUGAUCUCACUAGUUCCACCCCCUCUUUGCUUCACAGCUCAUCCUAUGGAAGGAGACUGGAUGACCCUACUGCAACCUCAGCCAGCACAGGGACAAGCUCUGCCGGACUCGGCCGCCUGAACAGUGUCAUAGCCCAGAGAAUGCCUCAGGAACAGGUGGAGAAGAAGAAUCAGUUUGCUGUAACCACCUCCACCACGGGGGAUCAGGAGACCAAGCAGAGGCGCAAGUCAUAUCUGACACCAGUGCGUGAUGAGGAAGCGGAGGCACAGAGGAAGGCUCGCUCACGACAUGCACGGCAAUCCCGCCGCUCCACCCAGGGGGUGACGCUAACAGACCUGCAGGAGGCUGAGAAAACAAUGAAGACCGACAACAAAGGAAGAGAGAAGAAGGAGGAGGAGGAGAGGGAGAAAGAGAAGGAGGCAAAAUCGAAGAAGGGAGAGGAAGGGGAAAUGAGCUGGAGGAGUCGCAUCGCCAGUCUGCAGAAGUCGGACCUGCUGGGCCUCACACAGCCCACUGGCACUGCACGGCCUCAGACGUCUGAAAGGAGAGAUCUAGAGGCCAGCACUGGGGAGAGUGAGACAGAGCGAUGGGCGAGAGAACGCAGGGAGAGGAGGCAAGCUCGAGCCAGAAGAAAGGCUCAAAGGACCGGGGAGAGUGAUGACAAUGAUCCCAGUGGAGAAGAAGAGUUCUCAGGCACUGUCCUGGAUCAACAGACAGACCAUCACCUGAGUUCCAGGUUGGAUCUAUCCCAUAAUGACUGUUCCCUGGGAGGAAGCUCCGACCCCAAGGAUUUUAAGAAGUUAUUCGAAGAGGUGUCCAGAGAAAACAGUCAGCUCCAGUCUCAGCUGCAGGACACCCAGAGGAUUGUCAGUCAGACCAGGUUGGAUCUGGAGAAGGCCGCACAGCGACAGGAGCGCUUCACUGACUGCUCCGCCUUGUUAGAGCUGGAGAGAAAGGACCGGAGGAUGUUGGAGCGGCGAAUGGCAGAGCUGGAGGAGGAGCUAAAGGUUCUGGUUGACCUGAGAGCAGACAACCAGCGUCUUAAAGAUGAAAAUGGAGCACUGAUCCGUGUCAUCAGCAAACUCUCCAAAUAGACUGUGAGAGCGAAAGACACCAAGAGCAGGGAACCACCCCCUCCCUCUAUACACCCACCCAUCCAUCCAACCAUCCCUCCAUCCUACCACACAUUCCUCCGAGUGCCAAAGAGCAAGAGAGGGGGGAGAGACGCAGCAGACUGUCCUACACGUACAUGAGCACAACAGCUUGACUUGGAUUGUGACGCCUCUCUGUGAACAGUUGGAGAGGCUUUUGUGUGCCUUAUUGCCCACUUUGUCACAGGAAGACCUAUUGCAUGAAUGUCUGUGACAUUUGGUCAGAGGCUCCAACAGCAGCAAUAUGAAACCUGACAACAGCCAGCCUGCUACCAUGGCUGGUGUAGCACACAAACCAACAUCUAUGAACUUCGACUGUGCAUCAGGGGGACACCAAACAUGCACACACAUUCCCAUUGCGUGCAUCACACACUUCCUCGAUGCACAUUCCACGAGCACACGAGGCAGCUUGGGCCUUAAAGCUCCCACUUUACAUAGUAUUUAUUGUAUUUGAAUACACUCUCGUCACAUAAUUCACAAAUUUAACCCCACGCACAGUUAAAAUCCUAUUUGUCGUCAAGAAGCUUUUUGGUGAAGAUCUGUCAAAAGAGCAAGCCACUUCAGGCUCUGACUUUACGUUCAACAACGUCCAGACGACAGGGGAAGUCCAUGAAGCUGUUGGGUUGUUUUGUUUCCACAUGCAAGUGUUUGAACCCACCUACCUCUCCACCUAUGCACCUCCCCCACAUUUAUAUUUUUGUGACAACAGACACACUCCAUGCUCUUAAAGAAAAAAAAAGAAUCAUGACCACAGAACCAGGUCAGUCGACCACAGCACUUUACUCUUUGCAAAGCAAUAAAAAGAUCUGCAAGGCUUUGUCCAUCCUCCAGACGAACUUACUUCUCACUCCGUAAGAGGAGGGAGAAGUUACCAAUAGCUAAAGGUCAUUGCACAGUUAUAGAAGUUGCUGUUCUCUCGAAGCCUAUCAUGCUAUGAAUGGUUUUAAUUAAUACCAUGGAUAAAGAUUUUUUUUUCAUAGUUUUUCAUUAUCAAUUCCUCUCUUGCAAGGGAGCAUGGUUAUGUGUAUUAUAUUUGUAUAAAUAUUAGUCUUGAAUAAUACCCUUUUUGAAGUUCAAUUCCACGUAGCCUUUCUUCACAUGUUGGUUUUCUAAUAUAUUGAAUGGAUGUCUGCACCCUAAUAAAAAAAGUGUUUGUAGCGACUGUA
Molecule: messenger RNA, 4091 nt
Organism: Notolabrus celidotus (New Zealand spotty)
Lineage: Eukaryota; Metazoa; Chordata; Actinopteri; Labriformes; Labridae
Product: protein phosphatase 1 regulatory subunit 12A
Exons: 25
Coding region: 142-2868 (908 amino acids)
Biological process (GO): signal transduction
Cellular component (GO): A band; cytoplasm; Z disc
Molecular function (GO): enzyme inhibitor activity; protein kinase binding; phosphatase regulator activity
Source: RefSeq, a predicted model, not a curated record